AUGCUAGAUAGCCGGUCUCUCGAGGUGAUUUCCCGCUUCAAGCUGGCAAUCCUCACCCGCGCGCAGACACAAGAAAGAUCGUCCAACUUGCCCACGUCCAACCGAGGCAAAAAACUUCCGUCCUUGGCGGCUAGAAACCACGCCCUCACGCCCAAAGUGGUGGAAUACGCGGGGCAGGACCAUCUUGUGCUCACCAACGACGUCAUCGAAAGGUCGAACUACAGAAACAAGCGCCGCUGGCUGGACUUCUACGGGCCGGAAAACGGGCAGUAUGGAGACUCUUCCGAUGGAACGCUGGCGUCGGAGCUGGAGGACGACGGCCUGUCGAGCGACGACGACGACGAGAACCCGUUGAAACGAAUCAGAAUCAGCGAGAUCUUGGCGCCGUUGACGCACCCGGCCGAGUUGGUGACCCAUCCGGCCGUGUCGAAAACGUACAAGCUGACAUGUCUUGCGACCAUGGCGUCGGACCUCAUUCAUCUCAUUGAGGUGGAGCAGAACACGCUCAACGACCUCAACAAGCUCUUGCAGGUGUUGGACGGCGAAGACUGGUUCUACUUGCUUGAGGAGAACAUGGGGCUUCCGGAAUACGACCACGGGCUAGACGAGAGCAGGGAAAAGGAAAGCGACAAGGGCGACAAGACAGAUGUCAGCCAGCCCGAGCAGAAAAACGGCAAGCAAAGCGAGGACUCCGACAAGGACGAAAAACCGGCCGACGACAACAAAAGGAUCACACGGUUGUCGUCGUCUUCGCCGGACAACAGCCAGAACGUUACCGAUCCGUUUUUCGCUCUCCCCAAAACCCUUGCCAUGUACGAGGAGGCGCAACGCAAACAGGCGGAAGAAUUGCAGGAAGGCGGAGACGAGUUGGAGUUGGUGCAGCAAGACUUGGUCAACUACUUGCAGGUGAGUAUCCAGCGGCAGUACGAGUACAUCCAGAACCUCACGACGCUCAGAAACGGCGUGGUCAAGGCUGAUCGGUACAAGUCCGACUUGCUCAAGUGGGGGAAAGAGAUGCACGAAAAGAAAAACUGA
Molecule: messenger RNA, 1035 nt
Organism: Clavispora lusitaniae ATCC 42720
Lineage: Eukaryota; Fungi; Ascomycota; Pichiomycetes; Serinales; Metschnikowiaceae
Biological process (GO): negative regulation of silent mating-type cassette heterochromatin formation; negative regulation of rDNA heterochromatin formation
Cellular component (GO): Rpd3L complex; cytosol
Source: RefSeq, a predicted model, not a curated record